UUCUAUCAGAAAAAGUGAUGUACGGGAGGCUGAGGAAAGCAGGAGGAGGUGGUGGCGGCGGGAAGAUGCUGCUCUUUGGCGUAAAUUGCAAUCGAUUAGGGAUCGUUUCUCAAAAUCAAGUUAGAAGUGAGAGUUCAGAUAAGUGAGGCCGCCAUUGCUGCUUUGAACACCUCAGAAGGGGAGAAUGGAUUUAUCAGGAGUGAAAAAGAAGAGCUUGCUAGGAGUCAAAGAAAAUAAUAAAAAGUCCAGCACUAGGGCUCCUUCACCCACCAAACGCAAGGACCGCUCAGAUGAGAAGUCCAAGGAUCGCUCAAAAGAUAAAGGGGCCACCAAGGAGUCAAGUGAGAAGGAUCGCAGCAGGGACAAAACCCGAAAGAGGCGCAGUGCUUCCAGUGGUAGCAGCAGUACCAGAUCUCGGUCCAGCUCGACUUCCAGCUCAGGCUCCAGCACCAGCACUGGCUCAAGCAGUGGCUCCAGCUCUUCCUCAGCAUCCAGCCGCUCAGGAAGCUCCAGCACCUCCCGCAGCUCCAGCUCCAGCAGCUCUUCCGGCUCUCCAAGUCCUUCUUGGCGCAGACACGACAACAGGAGGUGCUCCCGCUCCAAAUCCAAACCACCUAAAAGAGAUGAAAAGGAGAGGAAAAGGUGGAGCCCAUCUCCUAAGCCCACCAAAGUGCAUAUUGGGAGACUCACCAGGAAUGUGACAAAGGAUCACAUCAUGGAGAUAUUUUCCACCUAUGGGAAAAUUAAAAUGAUUGACAUGCCCGUGGAAAGGAUGCAUCCCCAUCUGUCCAAAGGCUAUGCAUACGUAGAGUUUGAGAAUCCAGAUGAAGCUGAGAAGGCGCUGAAGCACAUGGAUGGAGGACAAAUCGAUGGCCAGGAGAUCACUGCUACUGCCGUGCUGGCCCCCUGGCCUAGGCCACCCCCCAGGAGAUUUAGCCCUCCCAGGAGAAUGUUGCCACCACCGCCCAUGUGGCGCAGGUCUCCCCCACGGAUGAGGAGAAGGUCCCGCUCCCCGAGGCGCAGGUCCCCUGUGCGCUGGAGAUCACGCUCCCCGGGUCCCCGCCACCACAGGAGCUGCUCCAGCUCCAACUCCUCCCGAUAAACAGGCCACUGAAGCUCUCACCCCUGUAACUUAUGCCCCACCCAGCUCAGUUUUGUCACUUUUCUAGCCAAAGACUUUGACGAGAUGAGAG
This is a messenger RNA of Chlorocebus sabaeus (green monkey), 1193 nucleotides long. Its product is annotated as RNA-binding protein with serine-rich domain 1-like. Gene Ontology annotation, cellular component: nucleoplasm; cytoplasm; ASAP complex. Gene Ontology annotation, molecular function: RNA binding. Gene Ontology annotation, biological process: mRNA splicing, via spliceosome. The record is from RefSeq and is a predicted model, not a curated record. Lineage: Eukaryota; Metazoa; Chordata; Mammalia; Primates; Cercopithecidae.